AUGGAUGAAAUUCUUGAAGAACUCAACCUGUCAUCACUGAAAAAGAACUUUCAGGACAACAAGGUUGAUCCUACAGACGUGCUGUCUUUGACUGAGGAGGACUUUAGAAGUCUUGGCGUGCAGACAAUUGGGGAAAGAGCACGAUUAAGACAGAGGUGCAAGAAUUUAGUUUCCGAGUCUAUGUCAGAAUCACCAGUUGUUCAACGUCUCCGGAUGUUUCAGUCUCAACGUAGACAACGGGUGAGUUGGAGAGGUCCAAACUCUGCUGCAUCACGAUCGACAACCAGACGACUACAUAUCGGUUGGAAACAUAAAUCUCGAAGCACGUACACCCUGGUUAGUGCAGGCAAGGGUGGCGGUUCUCAGACUUUUGAUGCAGAUAAAAAUCUGACUUUAACAGACCUUGAAAAUAAGGUCAUAAGCAUUUAUUUUCCAAGUGGUGUAAACCAAAGCCAAAACCUUGAGAUCUCUAACCUGACGUAUCACUUGGCUCACUUUAACGGAAAAAAGCUUCCGAACAAGAUCAAUAACGAAGAUUUUACCGUAGAUUUGCUGUAUACGCACAGAAAGUCCUACCCAAUUAGGAUAUAUCUGCACACAUCACCGGUUGAAGAGCAGACUGUCGAGGAGGGCUGCCCAGGAGAUGAGGAGCCUGAUGCGGUUGCGAUAGAUAAUACCUCAGUGGUGAUGGAUAUUGAUGAGAGUACGUCAGAUGACGGAGAUGAGCUCCUUCACUGGAUACUCCGAGAGCACACAGAGCGUGGGCACAGUCAAGACGAGAUUGCCAUCACUGAUGAAGAUCUGGAGCAGCCAACUGAAAGAGAAGUAUCUGAUGAGAGUGUCCACAACAUACUUCUGAGACUCAACGGCUGCACGAAUGUGGGUCGCUAUAACCUGGUAAACGUCACACGGGAUAACGUCCUCCCAGGAGCCUUGAGGGCGUUCAACAGAGCGUCAUUUAAUGCCACCAACCAGCUCUCCUUGAUCUAAACUACCCAGUUAUCUUUUGAGAUGGCGUAUCAGGUAUCGGUUCCAUGCUUGGAUUAUAUACUUAUUCACAAUACAAUGGUGGAGGAAUAGACAUGUGUGCACCUAACAAAACAAACACUUCCUUGCUUAGAUGUUUAAUCUUAGCUGAAUGUUGUGGAGCAUGUAUAGGCUUCCUCCAAUAUCCUGUCACCAUCACAUCCUGGCUUACAGGGGCGGUGGGUAGCCUAGUGGUUAAAGCACUGGCUCGUCAC
Messenger RNA from Haliotis rubra (blacklip abalone), 1241 nucleotides. RefSeq lists its product as uncharacterized. Bases 1 to 990 code for a protein of 329 amino acids. The record is from RefSeq and is a predicted model, not a curated record. Gene Ontology annotation, molecular function: protein binding. The transcript is spliced from 10 exons. Lineage: Eukaryota; Metazoa; Mollusca; Gastropoda; Lepetellida; Haliotidae.